CAUACACUACUAGGAAGUAGAAAAAGUGCACUUCCGGGCCACAAGAUCAAGAAAUGGCUGCUUCUGUGUUGGGUUGUGAGCAUUAUAUGCGCAGCUGUUUACUAAGAGCUCCUUGCUGCAGUAAAUUGUAUGUCUGUCGUCUUUGUCACGAUGCUAAAGAAAAUCACCAGAUGGAUCGUUUUAAGGUGAAGGAAGUCAAAUGCUCCAUAUGCAACAGGGAUCAGAAGGCACAACAGACUUGUGAAGGCUGCAGAAUAAAGUUUGGUGAAUAUUAUUGUGAUAUAUGCCACCUUUUUGACAAAGACAAAAAGCAAUAUCACUGUGAACAGUGUGGAAUUUGUAGGAUUGGUCCCAAAGAAAUGUACUUUCACUGUGUGAAGUGUAACUUGUGCUUAGCCAGUGAUCUACGAGGAAAUCAUAAGUGUGUUGAAAAUGUGUCCCGGCAAAACUGCCCUGUUUGUAUGGAGGAUAUUCACACAUCACGGAUAGGUGCACAGGUUCUACCCUGUGGUCACCUUCUUCACAAAACAUGUUUUAAAGAAAUGUCUAAGACGGGAGCAUAUAGAUGCCCUCUGUGUAUGCAUUCAGCUUGGGACAUGACAACUUGCUGGGAGGAACUGGACAAAGAAAUAUCCCAGACUCCGAUGCCAACUGAAUAUCAAAAUUCAACUGUAAAAAUUCUGUGUAACGACUGCCAGACACAUUGCACUGUACAGUUCCAUGUGCUGGGAAUGAAGUGUAGUGGUUGUGGAUCCUAUAAUACAGCUCAAGAUGGAGGAUUGAUUAAUCAAGAGCCACAAGAAUGAUGAAAACAUAUUAAAUUGUGUGUUUUUUCUUUCUUUCCAGCAGCAGUCACAUUUAAAAAAAAAAAAAAAAAGAUAUUUAACUAAUCAGAAUUGCA
Acipenser ruthenus (sterlet) is the source of this 901-nucleotide messenger RNA. RefSeq names its product RING finger and CHY zinc finger domain-containing protein 1-like. Gene Ontology annotation, biological process: protein ubiquitination; ubiquitin-dependent protein catabolic process. NCBI's taxonomy places the organism in Eukaryota, Metazoa, Chordata, Actinopteri, Acipenseriformes, Acipenseridae. Gene Ontology annotation, cellular component: nucleus. Bases 54 to 806 code for a protein of 250 amino acids. The transcript is spliced from 9 exons. Gene Ontology annotation, molecular function: ubiquitin protein ligase activity; zinc ion binding. The record is from RefSeq and is a predicted model, not a curated record.